This is a messenger RNA of Xyrauchen texanus (razorback sucker), 3686 nucleotides long. It is a transcript of the gene zdhhc11, whose product is annotated as zinc finger DHHC-type containing 11. Gene Ontology annotation, cellular component: endoplasmic reticulum; Golgi apparatus. Gene Ontology annotation, molecular function: protein-cysteine S-palmitoyltransferase activity. The coding region runs from base 675 to 1997 and encodes 440 amino acids. The transcript has 11 exons. The record is from RefSeq and is a predicted model, not a curated record. Lineage: Eukaryota; Metazoa; Chordata; Actinopteri; Cypriniformes; Catostomidae. Gene Ontology annotation, biological process: protein targeting to membrane; peptidyl-L-cysteine S-palmitoylation.
UUCAUAUAUGAUGUUAACUAACUAAUAGAUUGCAAAUCUGAUAUGGGGUGAUCAUUUGAGAGUGAUUUUAUGUUAAUGUGCUAAGUGGCUAAAUGUACGAGAUUUUAUUUUAUUUUUUAAAUGUUUGCCUUGUUUUGUUAUUGAGGAACAUGAACCAGUUAAAAUGUGCAGCGCUUCUAAAACAAGUGCAGUAGAGCCUCCGUAUGCUCUACUUAAUAUUCAUGAGCCAAGCCUACGCUCGUAGAACGUUUCCAUGCAACGUCAUCAUAACAACUGAUAUUCAUGAGCGGGCAUUAGCCAUUGGUAGGUUGCCUGAUAGCGUAAGUAUGACGUGAUUAAUAUUCAUGAGUUAAGCUUCCACCUCGAUGUGAUUCGUAACGUCAGAUAUAGAUGCGCGUGUCGCACGAGGGAAGCUGUUUCUAUCUUAUUUCUUUACUAAUUAUGAACAACGUAAGGAUUUGAUAUGAUGGAUGAGAUAGUUUGGUGUUAAUAUGUAGGAUAUAAAACCUUUUCAGACUACAUAAAGCCUUUUAAAAUGACUCUUGAGUGUCGUAAAGUGUAAUCGAGUGUAUGAGAUCAUUAAGAAAUCAAUGGAUCAGCAAACUGUAUCCAAGAGAUCAUACAGAACAACAACACAUGUCUUCUUCUUCUAGAAAACUACAGGAAGCUCUUCAAUGACGAAUCUGAACUGCUCUGGGCGUCAUCAGAGAAGAACGGCCCCUCAACAUGCAGACAGCAGAAACGAGCUGGUCAGCGCGCCGAUGCACUCCAGGGUCAAUGGCUGGUCAUUGCCGCUCCACGUUUUCCAGCUGAUCGCAUGGCUCAUGUACAGCUUCUUGGCCAUCGUGGGAUUCGGGAUUUAUAUUCCUCUUCUGCCAUCGCCAUGGAGAUUUGCAGCGUAUGGUUUGAUUGGUGCAGCUUUUGUUCUGCAUUUGUUCACUCACGUGGCGGCUGUAACAAUCGACCCUGCCGAUCUCAGCGUUCGCACCAGGAAGGAUUACUCCAGCCCAGUGCCUGUGUUUGACAACACCAAACAUCAACACGUCAUCGACAAUCUGCACUGCAGCCUGUGUGAGGUGGACGUGGGACUUAAAGCCAAACACUGUAGCAACUGCAACAAGUGCAUAGCAGACUUUGAUCAUCACUGUAAAUGGCUGAACAAUUGUGUUGGAGGGAGGAACUACUGGCUCUUUUUCAUAACCAUCUCGUCUGCUGUUUGUGGAAUAUUUCUCCUCACUCUUGUCAUGUUGUUUGUCUUCAUUGAGCAUCAUGUGAAUCCAGCAGUUCUGCGCACUGCACCGCAGUUUCAGGCUGUGAAAGGAAACGGAACAUGGCUCGUUUUCCUACCGGCAGCUCCGUUAGAGACCAGCUCCAUUAUUCUGUUAGCGUUGGCGUUCAUUUCCAUCAUGUUGGGUCUGGCUUGUCUAUUAUUGCUUUGCCAUUUACUCUGCUUCCAUAUUUACUUGUUGUCUGAAGGCAUUAGCACCUAUGAGUACAUUAUGAGGAAGCGUCAGUCACCAAACCCCAAAGACAAAGAGCAGAGUAUUCCUCCUGCACCGACUUCUAAUGGAACCACCACACAGAGCCUUGGGCCGUUGGAAUCCCCUGUCAGUUGUGACGCUCCAUUGUCCAGCAGGUCUUGUACCUUCAAGCUGGAAGAAAUAGGACAAACGUCCAGUCGACUGCCAGAGCCCAUCUGUGCUGAGAUGGAGGCAUCCAGCGGAGAGAGACAUGUGGACUUCAGCUCAAAAUCGCCGACACAAACGAUUCCUGGCGAGCCUACGUUGUCACUUCCUGUGGGCUUGAACCUCAGCGGGAUCGAGAAGCCUCAAACCCCAGGACAGAAUAACGUGAAGUCUGAGGGAAUUCCUAUCGUACAAGCUCCGCUGGGGAGUUCCAUCAUGGAUGCAACAGUGAUUCAUCAACAGCUGAUCACAGACACUCAACCGGAGGCCAUGCAUCCUCAGUAUCUUGGGUAUAAAGAGCAGAUGCCAUAGGUAAUCAUGUGACAGCUGGAGGAUUUGACAUCAUGAAUUUCCAGAGAGCGAUGAGGAGCAGAGCCUUUCUGAAUAAACGAUUGAUUCUAAUCGGAAUUGCAAUCCAACAUACUACUCUGACUUUUGCUGAAGUGUGCAGAUUUUCUGUAAGCAUGAAAUCGACUAGCUUUCAGGGCCCUCUGAUUAAUUGUACAUUUUUUUAUAUGUCCAGGUAAUGGAAAGCUGGUUUAUUUUUAAAGGAAUUGUUCUUAACUGAUCAAGGUUGAAAUGCAAACAAUGUUAUGACACUAUUGCAGCUAUUAGAUGAAUAAAUGCUCCACUACAUUAAUGUUACAGACCCUAGCAAUGCCUAGCAACCAACCAAAAGACCCUAGCAACCAGUUAGAACAGCCUGGAUAUGGCUAGCAACCAGCUAAAAGACCCUAGCAACCAGCUAGGACACCCUAGCAAUGCCUAGCAACCAACCAAAAGAUGCUAGCAACCAGCUAGAAGACCCUAGCAAUGCCUAGCAACCAACCAUAAGACCCUGGAUAUUACUAGCAACCAACUAAAAGACCCUAGCAACCAGUUAGGACACCCUAGCAAUGCUUAGAAACCAACCAAAAGAUGCUAGCAACCAGCUAGAAGACCCUAGCAAUGCCUAGGAACAAACCAAAAGACCCUAGCAACCAGUUAGAACAGCCUGGAUAUGACUAGCAACCAAAUGAAAGACCCUAGCAACCAGCUAGGACACCCUAGCAAUGCCUAGAAACCAACCAAAAGAUGCUAGCAACCAGCUAGAAGACCCUAGCAAUGCCUAGCAACCAACCAUGCCUAGCAACUGGUUAGAACAGCCUGGAUAUGACUAGCAACCAGCUAGGAGACCCUAGCAAUGCCUAGCAAUCAAGCAAAGGACCCAAACAACCAGUUAGAACAGCCUGGAUAUGACUAGCAACCAAUUAAAAGACCCUAGCAACCAGUUAGAACAGCCUGGAUAUGACUAGCAACCAAUUAAAAGACCCUAGCAACCAGCUAGGACACCCUAUUAAUGCCUAGCAACCAACCAAAAGAUCCUAUUUAUGAAUUUAUAGCAAUUCAUUAAUAUUAGAUGAAUAAAUGCUUGACUGCAUUAAUGUUCUGUAUUUGUUAUUAUAUAUUUUGAAAUAAAAGCCCACAGGUUUUUCUCAGGAUGCUUAUGAUUCACACACCACAUGAUGGGGCUGUUGAGUGAUGAUGUCAUCCUUAAACUGCCCAUCUUGCUCAUUUCAAUUACAUCAUCGUGUGUUCAAUUGCAUCAUUUCUGUUAAACUGUUAAAGGGAAUUUUGUGUUUGUUAUUGUUAUUUAUUGUGUAUAUUAUUUUACCAUUUGUAUUUUAUUUUCUACUAUCUAGGGAAGACCGGGGCUAGUUGUCACAAGGAUUAAAUCUCAGUAACGAAAGUCCAGUUACACAAAUGCAUGUUUCUCUAGCAGUAGUUUUGUACGUUGGUUUCAAACAUCUAGUACAAAUGUGAAUUAAAGGAGUAUUGCAGGUUCAAUACAAGUACCACAAAUAUUCAUUUACAUUCUAACAUGCCCCUCGUUUAUUUAAAAAAGGGGGUUUCAGUGAGACACUUCCAAUGGAAGUCAAUGGGGCCAAUCAUUAAACGUUAAAACACUCACUGUUUCAAAAGUACACACACAAGACAUAAACAAUAUACAUGUUAACAUUA